UUGGAGAUUCUGACUCUGCGGGAGUCGUGUCAGGGGACCCUGGGAGCCAAUCUGCUUGAGCUUCUGCGUGAUAAUUAUUCAUGGGCUCCUGCCUCUCGCUCUUUCUCUAGCACGGUCCCACUCCGCAGACUCAGUGCCUUACUCAGACCAGACUCCUCUCUCGCUCUCUCCGCCGCUACAGCCGGACCCUUCGCCUUCGCCUUCGCCACCGCUCCGCGCGUGCACAUCCCUACAAUGGCUAAAACAGCAAUGGCCUACAAGGAAAAAAUGAAGGAGCUGUCCAUGUUGUCACUGAUCUGCUCUUGCUUCUACCCAGAGCCCCGCAACAUCAGCAUCUACACUUACGACGAUAUGGAGGUGAAGCAAAUCAACAAACGAGCCUCUGGCCAGGCUUUCGAGCUGAUCUUAAAGCCGCCAUCCCCCAUCUCGGAAGCUCCGCGAACUUUACCUUCUCCAAAGAAGAAAGACCUGUCUCUGGAGGAGAUCCAGAAAAAGCUGGAGGCCGCGGAGGAAAGAAGAAAGUCCCAGGAGGCUCAGGUGCUGAAACAAUUGGCAGAGAAGAGGGAGCACGAGCGGGAAGUCCUCCAGAAGGCUUUGGAGGAGAAUAACAACUUCAGCAAGAUGGCGGAGGAGAAGCUCAUCCUGAAAAUGGAACAAAUCAAGGAGAACCGUGAGGCUAAUCUAGCUGCUAUCAUCGAGCGUCUGCAGGAAAAGGAGAGGCACGCUGCGGAGGUGCGCAGGAACAAGGAGCUCCAGGUUGAGCUAUCUGGCUGAAGCAACGGCGGCGGCAUGGCACGCCCCUCCCAUAGUAAAUCCCCCUGCCUAUAUUAUAAUGGAUCAUGAGAUAUCAGUAUGGGAAGUGUAUGACAUGGUUUAAAAAGAACUCAUUAUUAAAAACAAAACAAAAAAAAAAACAGAAUCAAAAAUAAAAUAAAAUCAAUGCGGUCCCUUUGCAGAA
This is a messenger RNA of Phodopus roborovskii (desert hamster), 958 nucleotides long. It is a transcript of the gene Stmn2, whose product is annotated as stathmin 2. The coding region runs from base 235 to 774 and encodes 179 amino acids. Lineage: Eukaryota; Metazoa; Chordata; Mammalia; Rodentia; Cricetidae. Gene Ontology annotation, biological process: regulation of microtubule polymerization or depolymerization; neuron projection development; microtubule depolymerization. Gene Ontology annotation, molecular function: tubulin binding. The transcript has 5 exons. Gene Ontology annotation, cellular component: neuron projection; growth cone; cytoplasm. The record is from RefSeq and is a predicted model, not a curated record.